This is a messenger RNA of Oryctolagus cuniculus (rabbit), 1894 nucleotides long. The record is from RefSeq and is a predicted model, not a curated record. Lineage: Eukaryota; Metazoa; Chordata; Mammalia; Lagomorpha; Leporidae.
UUUAAAUACCCUCACCUCUCCAGUUAAAAGAAACAGACUUGCUGGAUGGAUUACAAAACAAAACCCAUCUAUUUUCUGCCUAGAAGAAACACAAUUCACCAACAAAGAUGCAACAGGCUGAAAGUGAAAGGAUAGAAAAAGAUAUUCCAUGCCAACAGAAACCAAAAAAUAGCUGGUGUAGCCAUCCUAAUAUCAGACAAAAUAGAUUUUAACGCAGUUAUAAGACAUGAAGAAGGGCAUUAUUUAAGGGAUCAAUUUAACAGGUUGAUGUAACUAUUAUAAACGUAUGUGCGGGCGCGGCGCCAGCUCCCGCCAGCUGGCCGGCCGGGUCGCCUCCCGCCGCAAGACCGGUGCGCCGCGCUCGGGGGCCAUGCAGCGCCUGGCUGUGGACCUGCGGGUGAUCUCCCGGGAGCUCUCCCUCUACCUGGAGCACCAAGUCCGCGUGCCGUUCUUCGGUUCCGGGGUGGGCUUAUCCCUGAUCCUGGGCUUCAGCGUCGCUUAUGCCUGCUACUACCUGAGCAGCAUUGCCAAGAAACCCCAGUUGGUGACUGGGGGCGGGAGUUUCGGCUGCUUCCUGCAGGACCACUGUCCCGUGGUGACCGAAACAUAUUACCCAACAGUCUGGUGCUGGGAGAGCAGAGGACAGACCCUGCUGAGACCUUUCAUCACGUCCAAUCCCCCGGUGCAGUACAGGAACGAACUUACUAAAACUGCAGUUGCAGGGCAGAUUUCGCUGGACUGGUUUGAUAACGAAAACAGUGCAUGUUAUUUGGAUGCCAGCACCAGACCCACUAUUUUACUGUUGCCUGGCCUCACCGGAACAAACAAGGAAUCCUAUAUCCUUCACAUGAUCCGUCUCAGUGAGGAGUUGGGAUACAGAUGUGUGGUUUUUAACAACAGAGGAGUGGCAGGAGAGAGUCUCUUGAUGCCACAGACUUACUGUUGUGCAAACACGGAAGACUUGGAGACGGUUAUCCACCAUGUGCACAGCCUGUACCCUUCUGCGCCUUUCCUGGCAGCAGGAGUUUCCAUGGGAGGAAUGCUGCUUCUAAAUUACCUGGGCAAAAUUGGGACCAAAACUCCUUUGAUGGCAGCUGCAACUUUCUCAGUUGGUUGGAAUACUUUUGCUUGUUCAGAGUCAUUGGAGAAACCACUCAACUGGCUGCUUUUUAAUUACUAUUUGACCACCUGUAUGCAGUCUUCAGUUAAUAAGCACCGACACAUGUUUGUCAAACAAAUUGAUAUGGAUCAUGUCAUGAAGGCUAAAUCCAUCAGAGAGUUUGGUAAAUGAUUCACCUCAGUCAUGUUUGGAUACCGGACAGUUGGUGAUUAUUACACUGAUGCUAGUCCCAACCUCAGACUGAAAUCUGUAGGAAUUCCAGUGUUGUGUCUGAAUUCCGUAGAUGAUGUUUUCUCACCCAGUCAUGCUAUUCCAAUAGGAACUGCUAAGCAAAACCCUAACGUUGCUUUGGUCCUCACGACUUAUGGAGGCCAUAUUGGUUUUCUGGAAGGAAUCUGGCCAAGGCAAUCCACUUACAUGGAUCGAGUCUUCAAGCAAUUUGUGCAGGCCAUGGUAGAGCAUGGACAUGAGCUUUCUACCAUGCAGUUCUUGGGGUGCAUUUUGGCUGAAGAACCAUUGUAAAGGUAUCUCCAAUUAGUGCACAAAUUUUAACUACUGUAAAUAUAGAAAAUAAGCCAGCAUAUGGGUGAAGAGGUCCAGAAUGACAAGCAAAAACUACUAUUUAGGGAAACAAAACACCUUUGUAGCAAGAAACUAAAUAUAGAAUUAGAUUGUUACUUAUGUAGAUUUUAUUUUUACUACACCUUACCAAAUAUGACCUUAAAUAAAGUAGUACAUACAUGAAAUUACACUUAACCCAAACUGUUGUGUAAG